Molecule: messenger RNA, 1320 nt
Organism: [Candida] anglica
Lineage: Eukaryota; Fungi; Ascomycota; Pichiomycetes; Serinales; Debaryomycetaceae
Source: the annotation of a GenBank genome assembly
AUGGUUGCUCCUGCUUACCACGAAGACACUUAUGUUGACACUGAAUUGUCCGCCAACCUUGAUUCGACCUUUGCCUUCGAAGGACCAGAAAAAUUACUUGAAUUAUGGUUCUUUGAUUCUGACAAGUCUAUUCCUGACCAUGUAGCCAAGGAAGGUUUACGUUCUAUCCCAUUGGAAAAAUGGGUAGAUGUCUUAGAUUUGGUCAGUUGUAAGAUUUUAUCGAUGAAUUCUUCUGAUGAAGUCGAUGCUUAUUUAUUGUCUGAAUCUUCUUUGUUUGUCUUUGCCCACAAGAUUAUUUUGAAGACUUGUGGUACUACCACUACUUUGGCUUGUCUUGAUAAACUUUUUGAACUAGUUAAUGAAUAUUUAUUCAAUUCUAUGGACAAAGUUUAUCAAGGUACUGAUAUUUUGAGAAUCUUUUAUUCCAGAAGAUCUUUUAUGUUCCCUCUUAAACAGAAACAUGUUCAUAAGGACUGGAAACAUGAAGUUGCCUUAUUGAACAAUUUCUUUGGGAACGGUAAGUCCUAUGUAGUUGGAGAUUUUGCCAGUGAUGACCAUUGGUAUUUGUACAUGGGGGGUAAUUCUCCUGAAUCCAAUGAUUCCAACUCAAGUACUGACCAGACUUUUGAAAUUUUGAUGACAGAAUUGGAUCCAAUUAAGGCUAAAAAGUUUGUAACCACCAGAAAGCCUGGUGGAUCUUCUCUUGUUCAUGAAAAUGAAGAAGAUGAAUCUGAUUUAGGCCAUGAUUUAGGACUUGAAAUGAUGUCUGAAACAAAGUUGGACAGUGUAUUUGCUGAAAAUCAUUGUACCGACGUUUCUACUCAUAUGCCAUCUCCUUCAUUGUCUGAUAGUCUUGAAUUUGAGGAAGAUACUACUCCAAUCAUCAAGGAAUGUUCUUCUUCCAAGUUUCAAUUUAUUCAUGAUGCCUUUGCAUUCACUCCUUGUGGAUUCUCAUCAAACUCUAUUUCCAGAGUGGGUAAUUACUACUACACUUUGCACAUUACCCCAGAAUCUGGUUGGUCUUAUGCAUCAUUUGAAACCAAUUACCCAUUUUAUAAGUCUGACACUCUCAACAUCACUGAUGUUUUACUUCGUGUGUUGAAUAUUUUUGAACCAGGUAAGUUCUCUGCCACAUUAAUCACCGAACAAGGUGACGAUGCUAAUGUGUUGGAGAAUUUCAAUAGUUUGUCAAACUGUUCUGAUCUCUUAUUGAAAUCUUUCUCGAAGUUUGGAUAUGAAAAGCAAGAACGUGUUUUAUAUGAUUUGAAGGGGAAUUACAAAUUAUUAUAUUUAAACUAUGCCAAGAUUUCAAAAGAAUAG